AUGGAGCAUCUGAAAGACUUCGAAUUGGCUGAUGACGUUGCUCUCCUAGCACAACGGCGCUCUGACAUGCAGAGUAAGCUUGAUGAUCUUGCCGAUCGCUCCUUAACGGCAGGUCCCAAAAUCAACGUCAACAAGACCAAAUCGUUGGAUAUAAAUACGGUCAACCCUUCCAGCUUUACGGUAGCUGGGCAAGCAGUGGAGAGUAUCGAAAGCUUCCAAUAUCUUGGUAGCCAAAUGGCGUCUGAUGGAGGCACCAAGAUCUACAUAGGAGCACGGAUCAAGAAUACGAGGACUGCUUUUGCGAGUUUAAGAAAUAUCUGGAAAAACAAUCAGAUUAGUCGACGCACCAAAACCCGAAUAUUCAACUCGAACGUGAAAUCUGUACUACUAUAUGCCAGUGAGACCUGGUGCGUAUCAGUGGAGAACACGCAGGGGCUGCAGGUUUUCAUCAAUACAUGCCUGCGGUACAUAAUUCGUGCGUGGUGGCCUCGCAACAGGAUCUCUAAUGCUGAGCCCCAGCGUCGAUGUCAUCAGAAGCCGAUGGGAACGAAAGUGGAGGUGUAUCGGCCACACUCUGCGCAGGGGCGGAAACGAAAUCUCCAAGCAAGCGUUAGACUGGAACCCAGCAACUGGAAUCGCAUCAGAGGCAGACCCAGAGGCUCAUGGCGGCGCAGCCUCAACAAGGAAAUAAAAAAAGUCGACGAAAGUUUAACCUGGCAGCAGGUCAAGGCGAUGGCGGGCAAUCGCCCAAGAUGGCGAUCUUUCACAACGGCCCUGCGCACCACCAGGGGUGCGCAGGAAUAA
This is a messenger RNA of Topomyia yanbarensis, 804 nucleotides long. RefSeq lists its product as uncharacterized. The record is from RefSeq and is a predicted model, not a curated record. The transcript has a single exon. Lineage: Eukaryota; Metazoa; Arthropoda; Insecta; Diptera; Culicidae. The coding region runs from base 1 to 804 and encodes 267 amino acids.